Messenger RNA from Chlorella variabilis, 720 nucleotides. RefSeq lists its product as hypothetical. Gene Ontology annotation, molecular function: protein binding. Bases 1 to 720 code for a protein of 239 amino acids. Lineage: Eukaryota; Viridiplantae; Chlorophyta; Trebouxiophyceae; Chlorellales; Chlorellaceae. The transcript has 4 exons. The record is from RefSeq and is a predicted model, not a curated record.
AUGGCGGCGCCGCAGAAGCUGGACUUGUACCUGCAGGGGCUGGGGGCGUUCCAGGAAGGCGCCGCCACCCUCAAAUCAGGCGACCCGCUGUGCCUGCAGCAGCUGGAGGGCGGCCGCCUGGCGUGCGUCACACAGGGCGGCACCCCUGUGGGCCUGGUGCCCGCGGACAAGCGAGGCAUGCUCAUGCGGGGGCCCUGGUCAGGGACGGUGCGCAGCAUGAGGUGGCAGGCGGUGGCACCCGCAGCAGCAGCAGCCGGCGAGGCAGGCGGGACAGCAGAGGGCACGCCUGCGGCAGUGGCAGUGCCGCCGCAAGAAGCGCCACAAGACGGCGCUGCGCCGCCGCCCAGCACCCAACAGCAGGAACAGCAGCAGCAGGAGGCGGAUCAAGCGGGUGCACAGCUUGCGGCCCUUGUGGUGCAGCAGGUGCUGGUGCGGUUCACUCCCGAGGAGCAGCGCUGGCAGCAGCGGGGGGCUGAGCCGGAGCCGCCGGCGGGGGAUGGGGCCACGGCGCACCUUUCGUGGGAGCAGUUUGAGCAGCUAGCGGCCAGCGAGGAGGUGCGGUGGAUGCUGCGGGACGAGAGGCUGCAGAAGGUGGUGGCGGAAAUCGACGCGGCGCCCAACGCCGAGCGGGCGCUGGUGAGGGCGCUGCAGGCGCCCAACUUCAACGAGUUUGCGGACAAGGUCCUGUCGGUGGUGGCGCCCGAGGCGCCACCUACCUGA